AUGCAUUGCGUGUUCAUCCAUUAAAAGCUAGGGCUACCAACAAUCCCAUUCGCUCUUACAAACAAACCUCAGCGGGUGCCCGACCAAGUUCUACCGUCCGCCGCUGAACCACUCCCUUUUGCCGACGAGUUUCCGCAAUCUGCGAGGUCUCGUCCGCCCAGCAUAGCCCUACUCAGCCGCGACUGCCGACAAAGUUCUGCUCUCCGCGAAAUCUUGUUCGUUCGCCCAUCCCAGCUGCGAUUGCCGACGAAGGUAACCAGUUCUUUGCUAGUCUCCUAGUGCGAGAGCUGUGCACCUGCAAUAUCUUCUGUUUCUUUCAAACUCGAUUUGAGUUUAUGCUAGAUGGCAACAAGAUCCGACCAAGAUAUUGAUGAUGAUUUUAGUGACAUUUACAAGGAGUACACGGGACCUUUAGGAUCAAAUGUCACCAAUUCACAAGAAAGGGCAAAGACAAACAAAAGGUCUCAUGCAGGUUCUGAUGAGGAAGAGGAAGCUCGUGACCCCAAUGCUGUUCCAACUGAUUUUACUAGCCGAGAAGCUAAGGUUUGGGAAGCAAAGUCUAAAGCUACCGAGAGGAAUUGGAAGAAAAGGAAGGAAGAAGAAAUGAUCUGUAAAAUUUGUGGAGAAUCUGGUCACUUUACUCAGGGGUGUCCUUCUACGCUCGGAGCAAAUCGGAAGUCUCAAGAUUUCUUUGAAAGGGUACCUGCAAGAGAAAAACAUGUCAAGGCACUUUUCAGUGAGAAGGUGAUAAACAAAAUAGAAAGGGAUAUUGGCUGCAAAAUUAAGAUGGAUGAAAAGUUUAUUAUUGUUAGUGGCAAGGAUAGAUUAAUCUUAGCGAAAGGUGUGGAUGCUGUGCGCAAAGUGAUAGAGGAGGGAGACCGCAGAGCUUCAUCUAGUUCUCAGGUCUCGAGAUCGAGGUCACCUGAUCGAAGUCCUGUGGGGUCACGGUUACAGCGGUCUGACUCUCAAAGAUCCCACUCUGUUACUCGAAGUGCGCCUCAGUUUCAACAGAGGUUUCACAGGCAAGAGAAACUUCUGGAAGACCACAUACGUGAUAAUCUGCAGAAGUACCCAAGGAAUUCUCCACAAGCUUAUGGUAAUGAUGGAGCUAGGGGCCGUUCAAGCCAUUCAAAAUCUCCUAGACAAUCCCCUUACAUGAGCAACAACAAAUAUGGUUCAUACGAUGGCCGUAAUCAAACUAUGGGUGCUUAUAGAACUGAUGGAUGGCAUUCUGAGAGAAAAGGACCUGACAUGCAAUCUGGUCCUCAGUAUGAUCACCCAGCUUUCCCUACAUUAGAGGAGUUAGAGAUGGAGUUUAAAAAGGAGGCAAUGGAACUUGUGAAGAUUCGAGACAAGGAAGAAGAUGACGAAAAUAAGAAGCAUCGCGAGGCUAUUACGGAGAUGAGAGAAAACUACAUGAAGAAGCUGGGUAAUUUGAGGAGAAUUCAUGCAAAGCAGUGGGAGGAUUUUCUUCAACUUGAUGCACAGAGGCGGGGACAACAACAACAACAACAACAACAACAACCACAGCAACCACAAUCACGACAACAACAACAACAACCACCGCAAUCACGACAACAACAACACCCACAAUCACGACAACAACAGCAACAACCGCAAUCACGCCAGCAAGUCUCUCCUUCAGGUUAUUCUGGUUACAAACAGCAGGGGGGAUUUUCCAACUACGAUGGUUCUAAUGCAAAUUCUCGCUAUGUUGGGAACAAUGUACCGGUGGAGCCAAUGAACAGAUACCCAAACCAAACAGAAAACUACCCUUCAAGGGCUCAUGGAAAUUUCGGUGAGUUCCAACACCAGAGACGAGAAGAUUAUGAGAAAACAUACACUCGAUUUUGAUUUGGUAUCGUGGAAUAACUUUAGGUUUAAUCUGAUCAGUAGACGUAAUGCCAAAUGGAGAGCUACAAACGUGGGGUAAGUAUUGAAGGAAAUUAUUUGUAGCUUCGAAUUUUGAAGAGAAUUAUGGAAAGUAAUGCAGUGGAACAAUAUUAUGUUUGUUCUUUUUUUUAGUUUAGGUCCUGCUCAGAAUUGGAUGUUUUGUUAAACCAGGACAAAGUUUCGAUUUCAUUUGUCAUUAGUAUUGAAAUUUCUAAUUAUUGGAAAGCGCUUCAUUAUGGAACA
Messenger RNA from Cannabis sativa, 2136 nucleotides. RefSeq lists its product as uncharacterized. Gene Ontology annotation, molecular function: zinc ion binding; nucleic acid binding. The transcript has 6 exons. The record is from RefSeq and is a predicted model, not a curated record. Lineage: Eukaryota; Viridiplantae; Streptophyta; Magnoliopsida; Rosales; Cannabaceae. The coding region runs from base 343 to 1854 and encodes 503 amino acids.